GGCUGUCGCCGCUGGGGAUGCUGCGGCAGGCGGGGCUGUGGCGCCUGUGGCGGCGACCUGGGGCGGCGGGGGUCCCGGUGAAGAAUCUUGGCCGCAGGGAGGUUGCCUCUCGUGUCUCUCUCCCUGGCGGCACCUCGCCCAGAACCCUGAAUAUCUUCGACCGGGAUUUGAAGAGGAAACAGAAAAACUGGGCGGCCCGGCAGCCCGAGGCGAUGAAGUUUGACUACCUGAAGGAGGAGGUGAGACCGCAGGUUGGAAGUCGGAUCGCAGACCGUAUAUAUGACAUAGCCAGAGAUUUCCCCCUUGCUUUGGACAUUGGUUGUGGAAGAGGUUACAUAGCACAACACUUGAAUAAGGAAACUAUUGGAAAGUUUUUCCAAACAGACAUUGCAGAAAAUGCUUUGAAAAAUUCCUUAGAAACGGAAAUUCCUACUGUCAGUGUUUUAGCUGAUGAAGAAUUCCUGCCCUUCCGAGAAAACACGUUUGACCUGGUGGUUAGCAGUUUAAGUUUGCACUGGGUAAAUGACCUUCCUAGAGCACUUCAACAGAUUCAUUAUAUUUUAAAACCAGAUGGAGUGUUUGUUGGUGCAAUGUUUGGAGGCGACACGCUCUAUGAACUUCGGUGUUCAUUACAGUUAGCAGAAACGGAAAGGGAAGGAGGAUUUGCUCCACACGUUUCUCCUUUCACUGCCGUCAAUGACCUAGGACACCUGCUUGGGAGAGCUGGUUUUAAUACACUGACUGUGGACACUGAUGAAAUUCAAGUUAAUUAUCCUGGGAUGUUUGAAUUAAUGGAAGAUUUACAAGGUAUGGGUGAGAGUAACUGUUCUUGGAAUAGAAAAGCCCUGCUGCACCGAGACACGAUGCUGGCAGCCUCAGCGGUGUACAGAGAAAUGUAUAGAAAUGAUGAUGGUUCAGUACCUGCCACAUAUCAGAUCUAUUACAUGAUAGGAUGGAAAUACCAUGAUUCACAGGCAAGACCCGCUGAAAGAGGUUCCGCAACUGUGUCAUUUGGAGACCUAGGAAAAAUAAGCAAUCUUAUGUCACAGGAGAAAAAAUCACAAUAAAUAUUUUAUUCAGUGUUAA
This is a messenger RNA of Cynocephalus volans (Philippine flying lemur), 1086 nucleotides long. RefSeq names its product NADH:ubiquinone oxidoreductase complex assembly factor 5 (gene NDUFAF5). Bases 18 to 1067 code for a protein of 349 amino acids. Gene Ontology annotation, cellular component: mitochondrion. The transcript is spliced from 11 exons. NCBI's taxonomy places the organism in Eukaryota, Metazoa, Chordata, Mammalia, Dermoptera, Cynocephalidae. Gene Ontology annotation, molecular function: S-adenosylmethionine-dependent methyltransferase activity. Gene Ontology annotation, biological process: mitochondrial respiratory chain complex I assembly. The record is from RefSeq and is a predicted model, not a curated record.